Messenger RNA from Electrophorus electricus (electric eel), 1528 nucleotides. RefSeq names its product interferon-related developmental regulator 1 (gene ifrd1). The record is from RefSeq and is a predicted model, not a curated record. Gene Ontology annotation, cellular component: nucleus. Lineage: Eukaryota; Metazoa; Chordata; Actinopteri; Gymnotiformes; Gymnotidae.
GUUUUUGACGGGACCCUAGUUGUUAGAGGGAAAAUGUAUCGCUUUCGUUUGCAGGCUUUCAUCGUAAUCGCUUUUAAUUCUUUACUAUUCACUGUGGCAUUGGAAGAUAUUAAAUUUAAGAGACAUUAUAGUAAAAACUGGUCGUGUAUUGGCUGAUUUUAGGUUUAUUUCUUCUAUAUUUUUACAAAAAUGCCUAAGCCUAAGAAGAGGAACGGCAGGGGGGGACAGUAUGGUGCUGUGCAGCCUUUCAGCGAUGAGGAUGCUUCCAUCGAGACACUCAGCCACUGCAGCAGCUUCAGUGACUCCACCAGUGUGGCAGAGGAAGCAGGCGGAGAUGCUGAGAGAGUGGCUGAGGAGGAGUUCCACUGCAAACUGAAGGUUUACAUCGAUUGCACAGUUGACAAAAGUGCUAAAACUAGGCAAGGUGCACUUGAUGGAUUGAAGACUGCCAUGGCAACAAAAAUCCUGUAUGAGUUUAUUUUGGAGAGAAGGAUGACCAUCACAGACAGCAUUGAGCGCUGCUUGAAAAAAGGUAAAGGGGAGGAGCAGCGUGCUGCGGCCUCCCUCGCAUGUCUCCUGUGCAUUCAGCUGGGCUCAGGGAUCGAGAGCGAGGAGGUCUUCAAGACCCUCAAACCCAUAUUUAAAGCCAUCCUCAGUGAUGGAACAGCGAGCGUCCAAGCCAGACAGGCAUGUGCAACAAGUCUGGGUCUCUGCACUCUGGUAGCAGAGGAUGACAUCUUGGAUGUAUAUGCCACCAUGGAGUGUUUUGAGAGCCUUUUCACCCGCUCGUACAUGCGUGAGGAUGGCAGCAGACCAUCUCUGAGCCCUGCGACCACUCAGCUGCACACCAAUGCACUGCUGUCCUGGGCUCUGAUGCUCACCAUCUGCGACUCCAGCCACAUCACAGCCAUCAUCCACAAACACCUGGCCAAGCUGCCACGGCUUUUGGAGAGCGAGGAUGUCAACAUGCGCAUCGCUGCUGGGGAGACCAUCGCCCUGCUGUUUGAGCUUGCAAGGGAUGUGGACCUGGACUUGGACGGUGAGGACUGGGAGGAGCUUUGUGCCAAGCUGAGCGCCCUGGCCACUGACUGCAACAAACACCGCACCAAGAACGACAAGAGGAAGCAGCGCUCUGUCUUUAGGGAUGUGCUAAAGGCUGUGGAGGGAGGAGACUUCCAGACAGAGACUAUUCGCUUUGGCACUGAGCGCAUGGCCAUUGACAGCUGGCUGAGGAAGAGGACAUAUGACACCUUCAGAGAGUUUGUGGGUUCUGGGAUGAACUACCAUCUGCAGGCAAAUGAAUUCAUCCGUGAUGUGUUUGGACUGGGACCACCGGUGCUGAUCGAUUCUGCCACACUUAAAGCCAUGAAGACCUCCCGACUGGAGAGACACCUGUACAAUGCUGCUGCAUUCAAAGCUCGUACCAAGGCCAGGAACAAGUUCCGUGACAAAAGGGUGGAUGUGGGAGAAUUCUAGACUCCUGUUCUAGUUCAAUUAUUCUGUCUUUGUUUGGCUCCAUUGAGUUUCC